GUCGUCUUCUCUCGGAUCCUGUUCUGUUUUCUGAUUUCAUUUCCAGUGAUUUGGCACGCUGAUUUUCUCCGCAGAUAACCUUUUUCUCAGAUCGUAAUGUUGGUUGUAGAUCUGAGGUUGAUGUGUGUUUUGAUUAUUAGGUGGUGAUGGCGUUUUUUCUUUUUACUUUGAUGUGUCGUUUGGGGAUUGUAGUUCUGUGAUUUGCAUUCGGAGUUUGUAUUCUGUCGUUAAAUUUGGGGUUUCGGGACAGAUGAACUGUGGAAAGACGGGGAAAUUCUAGGUUAAUUUGGACCGGUUUAUGCGCCUUUGAUUUAGUUUCUCAAUGCCCUUUAACUUGAUUUCCCCAUUCUCUCUUUCAAUGUCACCGCAAGGAGCUCCCCGCUUUGCAAUCAACAUAUGAAAUUAUCUUGAAGUAUGAAGUUUGCAUAUGCGAAGAAAACUUAUGAUAUUGAUGGGAUCAGAUUCUGACAGCUUCAGAAGAUACACAAUGGAGAGACCAAGGUUUAAUGACCAUCUCGAGGCAAUCAAGUUCAUCUGCAAGGACUUCUGGUUUGAGGUCUUCAAGAAGCAGAUAGACAACUUGAAGACAAAUCACAAGGGUACAUUUGUAUUGCAAGACAACAGGUUCAGGUGGCUAUCACGUGUUUCGAUUGACCCUUUGUCUGGGAAGGAAAGUGAAGAUCCUUCAAAGGCAGGAGAAAGCAAGGAAGAGCUAGCAGUGAGCAUGUAUCUGUAUUUCCCUUGUGGAAUCAUAAGGGGUGCUCUCUCUAAUCUGGGAAUCCCUUGUGCUGUUUCUGCCGACAUAUCAAACCUUCCCGCCUGUUCAUUUGUGGUUCGGGUCAAGGCCUGAUACUUUCAGUUUCUGGUUUCAAAGAAGGAAAGGGUAUAAAGAUUCUUCAGCUUUCAGAGACUAUGUAAAACGUAAGUCACUGUAAAAACUUUGGUAACGACAUUAAGUGUAUUCCCACUUUGCCCUUUUUUUUUUACUUUGUUUUUUCAUUUUUACCUGUUAAAAGUUGCCCAAAAUGAAAUGAUUCGUUAGGACAAGGUU
Messenger RNA from Tarenaya hassleriana, 1051 nucleotides. Its product is annotated as trafficking protein particle complex subunit 6B. Gene Ontology annotation, cellular component: TRAPP complex; cis-Golgi network; trans-Golgi network. Bases 428 to 850 code for a protein of 140 amino acids. The transcript has 4 exons. NCBI's taxonomy places the organism in Eukaryota, Viridiplantae, Streptophyta, Magnoliopsida, Brassicales, Cleomaceae. Gene Ontology annotation, biological process: regulation of GTPase activity; endoplasmic reticulum to Golgi vesicle-mediated transport. The record is from RefSeq and is a predicted model, not a curated record.